CAAUAAUUGUGGGGAAGGUGGUUCAGGAAGUGGUACAAAUGUGGAAGAAUGUGAUAUGUAUGACAUUAGCUGGGAAGACAACUCCAGAAGGUAUCAUGAAAUGGUUUUCGAUUCUGCUGGUCCAGAGGAUCCUCAUGUAGAGGCUAAAAACUUUUUUGAUCUUCUUGAGGCAGCUCAAAAGCUUUUGUGGGAAGAGCCAUUUUCUUAUUGAUUAUGAUGAGGAGGAGUUUUUUUGGAGGGCUUUCAAAUAUAGGACAAGUAAGCGAUUUAUCCAAAUGAUGUCGGAUAUCCGUGAGGGUGUGGAUACAACCCACGAAUGGCCAAUUCCUGCUUACAAAAAGGUGUUGGAAAAGUACUGGAAAACGGAUGAGAAAUGGAAAAAUAUAAGAAAAAAAGCGAGGGAGAAUCGAGCGUCACUCUUAGGUGGUUCUGUCCAUUGCGGUGGUUCUAUUCCACUGAGCUCAACUAUAGAGAGGAUGAAGAAGCAGUUGGACCGUACACCAACUCAUGAGGAAGUCUUCAAGGAAACCCACACACUUAAAAGUGACAAGUCUAAAUGGGUGGACAAACGCUCUCAAGACACUCAUGAGAAGUUUAUAAAAAAGUUAGCAGAAGUUCAGGACCAACAUGUCGAGGCUCAAGCACAAGGAAUGGAGCUACCACCAAUUGAUGAAGACUUGAUUUGGGAGGAAGUGUGUGGUGGGCAAAAGAAGAAUUGAGUUUAUGGAAAAGGAGCAUUCUUUUCUAGAUUUAUUAAGUCUAGAACCACUUCUGCCAACUUUGUAUUUGGAAGAGCAUCUACAAAUCAAAAUUUUGUUCUUGAUUUGCGAAAACAGAUUAAUAAUCUCAAUGAAGAGCUUUUUCAACGUGUUACUCAACAGACAGAUGAGCGUAUUAGUAAGUUGUUAGAUACACGCUUGGCUCCUUUGGAAAAGACUCAAAAGAAGUUAGAAAAGUUAGAACGGGCAAUUGGAAAGGCUAAGAAGGAAAAGCUGAAACGGAAGAGAUGGAAUGAGGCUUAUGUUAGCUAUUACAAGAAGGUUAGAGCGUCAAGUAGUUCCACUACUGCUCCACUGCCACUGCCACCGCCACCGCCGCCAUCUUCAAUCUCUUCGGAUGAAGACUAUGAUGAUGAUGGGGAUGAAGAUGACACUGAGGACUAUAGUUGAUAAAUUUAGUAUGGUUAAACAAUAUACUGAGGAUUAUAGUUGAUAAUACACUUUGUUUAUGUCUUGAAUUAUAUUGACUUGCUUGUUUAUAAUACUUUUCUUUUAGCUUUAUAAUAUGAUGAAUUUGUUUAUUU
This is a messenger RNA of Arachis ipaensis, 1303 nucleotides long. The record is from RefSeq and is a predicted model, not a curated record. Lineage: Eukaryota; Viridiplantae; Streptophyta; Magnoliopsida; Fabales; Fabaceae.